Molecule: messenger RNA, 11568 nt
Organism: Osmia lignaria (orchard mason bee)
Lineage: Eukaryota; Metazoa; Arthropoda; Insecta; Hymenoptera; Megachilidae
Gene: na
Product: sodium leak channel non-selective protein na
Biological process (GO): positive regulation of synaptic transmission, GABAergic; positive regulation of synaptic transmission, cholinergic; monoatomic ion transport
Cellular component (GO): plasma membrane
Molecular function (GO): monoatomic cation channel activity
Source: RefSeq, a predicted model, not a curated record
UUAUAAGGUAUACACACGAGCAAAUAAGUAAUCCCUGAUGACUUAAAAUUAUUGUUAUCUCAAUUACCUUGAUUUAUAAAAGCAGAUAUGCGAUAGUUUGAAGGAAGUUGUAUUGUAUUAUUUGUUACAUGAAACGUAAGUGAAUUCAUUAUUCAAACAUUAUGUUCUUAAUGAAAUUAGUUUUUCAACUAUCUAACUAAAUAUUACAAGCGUCACAGCCAACUCUAUAAUGAAGCAAUGAAGCUCAUUUUUCGUGAAGUUUUCAUUACAUUGAUAUUACAUAUGCGUCCUUUUGUCUUUAUCUUCUUGUAUAAAAGUAUUUUUUACAUUUUAUAUUUAUAAAUAAGGUUUCUCUUAUAAGGGAGAAUGUUCAAAAAUGCUAAAUAAAGGUAUCAUUAUCACGUUUCACUUGUCAUUUACACUAACAUUUCAAACUUGUCAACGUAUCAGGUUAAUUUAUUAUCAUUAUGCCAUUGUGUCACAUGCAUUUGGGACUUUACGAUUGUUAGAGGGCAGAAUUUUACGCGGAAAUUUAAAAGAAGAUAUUUGUCGAGUCUUAUGUAGUUUAAUCCAUCUAUUAUUGAUUAGGAAAGAUUAGAUUCUUUAUCAGACUUCCAACGCGAUUGCUACUUGUCAUGUGCGUUGAAUGGUAUAUUGAACUUAAUUGUAAUAUAUUGAAGUAUAUAUAUACAUUAUAUGUAUGCGCGCAGCGUUAUAAAUUGUCUAAAUUGAAUUGUUUUCCUGUUACUUGAAUGUAAACAACAACGGAGUAUCGAAAGAUAGUUAUGGAAAAGAAAACAGGGGACACCAGUCUCAGCACUGACCUAAAUGAAGAUGAUGAAAAUCAGUAUGCUAACAAUGAAAGAUAUAAUGAUACAAAUGGACAACAUUUUUUACUUCCCGGUGUACACUCACGUUCUCCAAAAAUAGCUGUAGAGUAUAUUAGAAGAUCUGACAUGAAUAGAUAUAGUCCAGCUCUGAAGAAUCUUAUACCAAUACGUCAUGGAAAACAGAAUAAGGAAAGUAUGCCAGCGGAUAAGGCUGGAUUAUUUUCAUACAUUUUUUAUACAUGGAUGACACCAUACAUAUGGAAAGCAUACAAAAAGGGUAUUGAUAUGACAGAUGUACCAUAUAUUUCAUCUUAUGAAACUUGCAAAUAUAAUGCACAUAGAUUGGAGAUACUAUGGCAAGAGGAAUUAGGUAAACGUGGUCCACAUUUAGCAUCAUUUCCAAUUGUUGCCUGGAGAUUUGUGAGAACCAGAAUAUGCAUAGCUUGGUUGUUAUUAACUUGUUCUACAAUUUGUGGAUUUAUAAGUCCUAUGAUAUUGAUGAAAAAAGUAUUAGAACAUGUGCAAUCACCCGAUGAAAAUAUAUGGACAGGAAUAAAAUGGGCAUUCUUAUUGACAUGCUGUGAUCUUUUACGGAUAGUAUUUUUCAAUUGGACUUGGAAUACAAAUAUUAGAACAGCAUUAAGAUUGAAAUCUGCUUGUACUACUCUUUUAUACAAAAAAAUCAUUAGAUUGAAUAGCCUUGAAAAUAAGAGUACUGGAGAGCUGAUUAAUUUAUUUACUAAUGAUAGUCAAAGACUUUUUGAUGUAAUCGUUUACGGACCUAUGAUAAUUAGCGGUCCAAUAAUUGUUACUUGUGGUAUAAUUUACAUAUUAUGGGUAUUUAGCCCAUUGGCUCUUCUUGGAACAUUUGCUUUUCUUCUGUUCUAUCCCUGUCAAUACCUGAUAUCUCGUGUAGUAGGAUAUUUUCGUUCCAAGACUGUUGUGAUUACCGAUACACGAGUAAAAUUAAUGAACGAAAUCUUAGAAUGUAUAAAGCUAAUAAAAAUGUAUUCUUGGGAAAGGUAUUUUAGUGGCAAACUUCUUGAUACACGAAAAAAAGAGGAAUAUUGGUUACAUAAAACUGUAUAUUUUCAAAGUCUUGCCAUUUCUUUAACGCCUGCUGUACCUGUUAUAUCAGCAAUCAUUACGUUUCUAGCUCAUUUAUCUUCAGGCAGUAAUUUAACUGCUGCGCAGGCUUUCCCAAUUAUAACAUUUUUCGGGAAUAUGCUGAGAUUGGCACUUGCCUCCCUUAAGAAUACCACCCGAUAUUUUUUCGACGCUCGUAUUGCCUUUAGAAGAAUCAAGGUAUUCCCCUUCGUAUCAUUACUCAAUUCCCAAUUUCGUUCUUCUUUCAUGUUUUUACAAGUGGCCCUGAUUAAUAUCACUGAGUCAAAUAUAACUCUCAACAGAUUACAGAAUGUAUUGCUUUUAGAAGAGCACACAUGCCAAAUAUCGAAACCAAUUGUGAAAUCACAAGCUGUAGCCAUUGCUAAUGGUUCAUUUGUUUAUAAAAAUUCUACUUUGCAAACUAACAAGUCAAAAAAUGUUAAUACAAAUAAGAACAAAAUUGUAUGGAAUUCGAAUGACAGGUGUGAAUUAGAAAAACUCAAUGAAUCUUCCAAAGAAAGCCAAUACAUAGAAGUAUUGACGGAUAUUAAAUUUGGAGCAGCAAAAGGUGGAUUGAUAGGAAUUUGUGGUCUUGUAGGAAGUGGAAAAUCUAGUCUUCUACUUGCUGCCUUAGGGCAAUUAAAAAUGACAAGCGGCCAUAUACUGAGAGAAGGUUCUUGUGCUUAUGUCAGUCAACAGGCAUGGAUUGUUAAUGCAACUCUCAAAGAAAAUAUAUUGUUUGGAAAUCCAUUUGAUGCCAAACGAUAUUACCAAGCAUUGACAGUUUGUAAUCUAAAGGAAGAUUUGAAUAUGUUACCAGGGGGGGAUGAAACUGAGAUUGGAGAAAGAGGUAUAAAUCUUUCGGGGGGACAGAAACAAAGAGUUGCCCUUGCUAGAGCACUUUAUGCUAAUAGAGAUAUUUAUUUUCUGGACGAUCCAUUGAGUGCAGUGGAUGCUCAUGUAGGUUCUUAUAUUUUUAAAAAUUUAAUUCUCGGAGCACUCAGGAACAAAUGUGUUCUUUUUGUAACUCAUCAAGUGCAAUUUUUAAAACACUGUGAUCAAAUCUAUUUAAUGAACAAAGGAAGAAUUGUAGAACAAGGUACACACGACGAACUAAUGCAAUUAAAUAGAGAAUAUACUACAAUGGUAAACAGUACAGUAUUAAAAACGGAGGAUAAUUCAAAAGACAAAAAUUCUACAGUGUCCCAAACAGAUAGUGACAAUCUUAGUUUAUUGAAACAAAUAGAAAUUAACUCUACAGAUAAUUUGGGAAAUGGUGAUACAUCGAAAGAAACACGUGGGAAAGGAGCAUCUCUUACUACGGAGGAAAAGGUAGAAACGGGUACCGUAAAAUCGUAUACAUAUCAUACAUACGUAAAAGCCGCAGGUGGUUACAUCGUGGCUAUUGUGGUGUUUUUUACACUUUUUCUAAAUGUUGGAAGUUCUGCAUUUAGUUCUUGGUGGUUAGCUAUAUGGAUUAAAGCUGGUGGUGGAAACAUCACCAAUCUUGAAACGAAUGAAACCAUAAUAUCAGAUAAUUUGAAUGACAAUCCCGAUUUCACAUAUUAUCAAAAAAUUUAUGCUUCUUUCAUUGGAGUUAUUUUAUUGACAAGUCUACUACGUGGAUUAGCUAUUACAUACACUACGAUAAGUGCCUCAACAACACUGCACAAUAAAGUUUUUAAGAAAUUGAUUAGAUCACCGGUAACAUUCUUUGAAGUUACUCCCAUUGGAAGAAUACAAAAUAUUUUUAGUCGAGAUAUUGACGAAGUUGACAAUUACAUACCAAUAUCUGUAGAAAAUAUGGUUCAGAAUAUUUUCACUUGUAGCUUUGCAAUUAUAUUUAUAUGUUCAAUACUACCUUGGUUCUGUUUACCAUUAAUUGUUCUGGGCGUUAUAUUUUUUUAUGUCGGCAAAGUUUUUCGAGUAGCAAUGAGAGAUUUUAAACGAAUGGAAAGUAGCUCACGAUCUCCGGUUUUGAGUUUCAUUACAACUACUGUUCAUGGAUUAAGUACCAUUCAUGCAUUUCAAAAAGAAAAAAUAUUUGUAACCAAGUUCGAAGAAUUAUUUGAUUUAAACAGUUUGUGUGUUUAUCUUUGUCAGUCAGCAAUGAGGUGGUCUGCAGUAAGACUUGAUAGUCUAGCAGCUGCUUCAUCAUCUAUUACCGCGUUUCUAGUAAUAGCGCUGAAAUAUCAAUUAUCUCCAGCCUUAGCUGGUUUAGCAAUGGCAUAUUCUACCCAAAUGACAGGCGUUUUCCAGUACACUGUAAGACUAAUGGCAGAAACAGAAACGCGCUUUAUAAGCGUUGAAAGAAUAAGUUAUUAUUUGAGGAAUUUGCAAGAAGAAGAUACCCCUAAGAAGGAUGCUAUAAAUCCUUCGAACGACUGGCCCGCUUAUGGCAAAGUAGAAUUUUCCAAAGUUCAGUUAAGAUAUAGGAAAGAAUUACCAUCGAUAUUAGAUAACAUUUCAUUUGUUACUAAACCUGGAGAACAUAUAGGUAUCGUGGGAAGAACGGGCGCUGGAAAAAGUUCUCUUAUCGUUGCUUUAUUUCGACUAGUCGAAAUAUCUGCUGGAAAAAUUAAAAUUGAUGAUAUAGAUAUAGGAAAAGUGAAUCUAGAACUACUGAGAAGCAAACUGUCGAUAAUUCCUCAGGAUCCGGUUCUGUUUAAUGGAACUAUACGAUCAAAUUUAGAUCCUUUUAAAGAAUGUAGUGAUUCUGAAAUUUGGAGCGCUUUGGAGAAAACUAAAUUGAAAGAGAAAGUAAAAAAUAUAUCAGGUCAAUUAGAUGCAUUUGUUGAAGUUGGAGGAGACAAUUUGAGCGUUGGAGAGAGACAACUGCUUUGUUUAUCAAGAGCACUUUUACGUAAUGCAAAAGUAUUGGUACUGGACGAGGCAACAGCUGCCGUUGAUCCUGAAACUGAAGCCGCUGUACAAAGUACAAUACAAAAUGAAUUUUUAAAUUGUACUACAUUAACAAUUGCUCAUCGUUUAAAGACUGUUGUAUCGUGUGAUCGUAUUAUCGUUAUGAGGAAUGGCCUCACCAUUGCGAACAUAAUUCCUAUUAUGAUGUUGGGGCGCAAGCAGAGCCUCAAAGGGGAACCCGUCUUGGCCGAUUACGGGCCAGAGGAGUCCCUCAAUGAGAGCGCUGACAUAGAAUGGGUGAAUAAGCUAUGGGUUAGAAGAUUGAUGAGGUCCUGUGCUCUAAUGUCUUUAGCUUCAGUUUGCUUAAACACUCCAAAGACUUUUGAAAAAGUUCCACCCCUUCAGUACGUUACCUUUGUUUGUGAUUUAAUUAUUACAUUCUUAUUUACUGCUGAAAUGAUUGCCAAAAUGCAUAUACGAGGUAUACUGAAGAGGGAUAAAUCUUACUUAAAGGAUCACUGGUGCCAAUUCGACGGGAGUAUGGUUGUCUUCCUUUGGUUGUCCGUAAUUUUACAAAUGUUUGAGAUGUUAGGUUUCGUUUUGAAAUUCAGUUAUGUAUCGAUACUACGAGCACCACGUCCCUUGAUCAUGAUACGCUUCCUACGAGUCUUCCUUAAGUUCUCUAUGCCGAAAGCUAGGAUCAAUCAAAUUUUCAAACGUUCGAGCCAGCAGAUAUACAACGUGACACUUUUCUUCCUUUUCUUCAUGUCCUUGUAUGGUCUUUUAGGUGUUCAGUUCUUUGGUGAAUUAAAAAAUCAUUGCGUUCUGAACACAACAGAUCCGAAACAUAUAACGAUUAACAGUUUAGCCAUUCCCGAUACUUUCUGUUCCACUGAUCCUGAAUCAGGAUACCAAUGUCCAGAUGGGAUGACUUGUAUGAAACUUGAGUUGUCCAAGUACAUUAUAGGUUUCAACGGUUUCGACGAAUUUGUUACCAGCAUUUUCACUGUUUAUCAAGCCGCAUCUCAAGAAGGAUGGGUUUUCAUUAUGUACCGUGCAAUAGACAGUCUACCUGCUUGGCGUGCUGUUCUCUAUUUCAGUACAAUGAUAUUUUUUCUAGCAUGGCUUGUGAAAAAUGUCUUUAUUGCUGUCAUCACAGAAACAUUCAACGAGAUACGGGUACAAUUUCAACAGAUGUGGGGAGUCAGAGGACAUAUCAGUAAUAAUACAGCAUCACAAAUUUUAACUGGUGACGAUAAUGGCUGGAAAUUGGUAACGUUGGAUGAAAAUAAACACGGAGGAUUGGCUUCUCCUAUAUGCCACGCCAUACUUAGAUCUCCUCAAUUUCGUAUGGUGGUGAUGUGUGCAAUUUUGGCGAACGGUAUCACUACGGCGACCAUGAGUUUCAAGCAUGAUGAAAAACCACGGCACACUUAUUACGACAACUAUUACUAUGCCGAGAUUGCGUUCACGAUAUUCUUGGAUCUGGAAACGUUGUUCAAAAUCUGGUGCCUAGGAUUCCGCAGUUAUUACAAGCAUUCGAUUCACAAAUUCGAGCUGUUACUAGCAAUUGGUACAACCAUUCACAUCAUUCCGUUCUUCUAUCUUUCUGGAUUCACAUAUUUUCAGGUUCUUAGGGUAGUCAGGCUGAUUAAAGCAUCCCCAAUGUUAGAAGACUUUGUAUAUAAAAUAUUUGGACCUGGAAAAAAAUUAGGAAGUCUUAUAAUUUUUACCAUGUGCCUGCUGGUUAUAUCAUCCAGUAUUUCUAUGCAACUUUUCUGUUUUCUUUGUGACUUCACGAAAUUUGAAACAUUUCCAGAGGCAUUCAUGUCUAUGUUUCAAAUUCUAACACAAGAAGCUUGGGUUGAUGUUAUGGACGAAACAAUGCUAAGGACACACGAGACAAUGGCACCUUUCGUUGCCAUGUACUUUAUUUUAUAUCAUCUUUUCGUCACACUGAUUGUGCUUAGUUUGUUCGUUGCCGUUAUUUUGGACAAUCUUGAAUUGGAUGAAGAUAUUAAGAAAUUGAAACAAUUAAAAUUUCGUGAACAAAGUGCCGAGAUAAAAGAAACUCUACCAUUUAGGUUACGAAUUUUUGAAAAAUUCCCCGACAGUCCUCAAAUGACAUGCUUGCACAAAGUGCCAUCAGACUUCAAUCUUCCAAAAGUACGCGAAAGCUUCAUGAGGCAGUUUGUAUUUGAGAUGGAAAAUGAAGAAAACGAGGGGGUGAAGAAAAUAAAUGAAACUUUCGAUUCGAAAAUGAUAUACAGAAAACAACGUCCAGUAAAGAUUUUAAAUAAUCCACCAAAAGUAAGAAAUGUUGUUACCAAUCUGAAAAAAGCAGCUGUUAUUUAUAUCAUAAAUGAUUCAAACAAUCAGAGGCUAUUACUAGGUGAUUCUGCUAUGAUACCAGUACCAGGAAAGGGUCUUUUGAAGCCUCAGGGUACUGUUAGCAGUGCCAAGCAAUUACGCAUAGAUCAAAAGAAAUCCAUUAGAAGAAGCGUUCGUAGCGGAUCAAUCAAGUUGAAACAAACUUAUGAACACCUAAUGGAAAAUGGUGAUAUCGGAGGUAUAAAUAGAGUUAGUUCAUCUCGAAGUAGACCGCAUGAUUUGGACAUAAAAUUAUUGCAAGCUAAACGUCAGCAAGCUGAGAUGAGAAGAAAUCAACGCGAGGAGGAUUUGCGUGAAAAUCAUCCAUUUUUUGAUACACCAUUGUUCGCGGUACCGCGAGAGAGUAAAUUCCGCAAAAUCUGUCAGUCGCUCGUUUAUGCGAGAUACGAUACAAACGUGAAAGAUCCGUUAACUGGAAAAGAGAGGAAAGUUCAAUAUAAAAGUUUGCACAAUUUUCUUGGCUUGGUCACGUACCUCGAUUGGGUAAUGAUCUAUGCGACGACGAUGUCUUGCAUCUCCAUGAUGUUCGAAACACCACGAUAUCGCGUGAUGGAAGUACCGGCGUUGCAGAUCACCGAAUACGGUUUCGUGAUCUUUAUGAGUAUCGAAUUAGCUCUUAAGAUUCUGGCGGACGGAUUGUUUUUCACGCCGAAGGCCUAUAUCAAAGACGUGGCUUCCGUUUUGGACGUUUUUAUCUACGUCGUCAGUCUCGUGUUUCUCUGUUGGAUGCCGAAGAGCGUGCCACCGAAUUCUGGGGCCCAACUUCUAAUGAUCUUGCGAUGCGUUAGACCGUUAAGGAUCUUCACCCUUGUACCGCACAUGAGGAAGGUCGUUUACGAGCUAUGUAGGGGCUUCAAAGAGAUCUUAUUGGUGUCUACUCUGUUGUUUCUGUUGAUGUUCAUAUUUGCAAGUUAUGGGGUGCAACUUUACGGAGGUAGAUUAGCUCGUUGCAAUGAUCCCACUAUAUUGAAACGUGAAGAUUGCGUUGGAGUGUUCAUGAGAAGAGUUUUCGUGACGAAAAUGAAACUACGACCGGGCCAAAAUGAAAGUUAUCCAUCUAUACUAGUGCCACGAGUCUGGGCUAAUCCUAGACGAUUUAAUUUCGACAAUAUCGGUGACGCGCUGAUGGCACUUUUCGAGGUACUCUCUUUCAAAGGUUGGCUCGACGUUAGAGACGUUCUUAUCAAAGCUCUUGGUCCCGUCCAUGCUAUUUAUAUCCAUAUCUAUAUUUUCCUGGGCUGUAUGAUUGGUUUAACAUUGUUCGUUGGUGUUGUUAUCGCUAAUUACUCUGAAAACAAAGGAACCGCGUUACUCACGGUCGAUCAAAGACGAUGGUGUGAUUUAAAGAAACGAUUGAAAAUUGCUCAACCAUUGCACUUACCGCCCAGACCAGAUGGAAAGAAAUUUCGAGCCUUUAUCUAUGACAUCACUCAGAACAUAUAUUUCAAAAGAUUCAUCGCUGUCAUGGUACUAAUAAACAGUGGUCUUCUAUGCGUUUCUUGGAGAAUCGAGGAAGAACACACGGAAGCACUCGCUACGGUGUCCACGAUUCUGACACUGAUCUUCCUUGUAGAGGUAAUUAUGAAAAACAUUGCUUUUACACCACGUGGCUAUUGGCAGUCCAGAAGAAACAGAUAUGAUUUGCUCGUGACAGUCGUCGGUGUUAUUUGGAUCGUCAUUCAUUGUACAAUGAAGAACGAUUUGUCAUACGUUAUCGGCUUUAUGGUUGUGAUCCUUAGAUUCUUCACCAUUACCGGGAAACAUACGACUCUCAAAAUGUUAAUGUUAACGGUUGGAGUAUCCGUUUGUAAAAGUUUCUUCAUUAUAUUCGGCAUGUUUCUUCUUGUUUUCUUUUAUGCGCUAGCAGGCACUAUCAUCUUUGGAACAGUCAAAUACGGUGAAGGUAUAGGAAGGCGUGCCAAUUUCGAAUCACCUGUGACUGGUGUUGCCAUGCUAUUCCGUAUUGUCACCGGAGAGGACUGGAAUAAGAUAAUGCACGAUUGCAUGAUACAACCGCCGUAUUGCACUCCGGCUGCUAAUUAUUGGGAGACAGAUUGCGGCAAUUUUCAUGCUUCCUUAAUUUAUUUUUGUACUUUCUACGUCAUUAUUACAUACAUUGUCUUAAAUCUUCUGGUGGCUAUUAUUAUGGAGAACUUUUCCUUAUUUUACUCCAACGAAGAAGAUGCAUUAUUAUCUUAUGCUGACAUCAGGAACUUUCAAAACACCUGGAAUGUUGUUGAUAAUCAUCAGAAGGGUUUCAUACCAGUGAAACGGGUGAAGUUUAUUUUACGGCUAUUGAAGGGUAGAUUAGAGACUGAUCCACAAAAGGAUCGGCUUCUUUUUAAGCAUAUGUGUUAUGAACUGGAAAAAUUAAACAAUGGUGAAGAUGUUACUUUUCACGAUGUCAUCAAUAUGUUAUCGUAUCGUUCAGUUGAUAUAAGAAAAGCUUUGCAACUUGAAGAACUGUUAGCAAGGGAAGAAUUUGAAUACAUCAUCGAGGAAGAAGUUGCAAAGCAAACUAUUAGAAAUUGGUUGGAGGGUUGUUUAAAAAAAAUUCGAGCAAGUGGAAAACAGCAAAAUAGUCUUGUGGCACGUUUGCGUGCGAACACUGAUCAACCUGUACCUCAACAAGAACAUCCAGAAGAAAAAGGGAAGGAAGUAGCUAAAGAAGAAGAAACUGAAAUAAAGGAUACAGAAGCAGCUAGACACAAAGUGAAAAAACCAGGGGUUCUUCCAAGAUCAGAUAGUAUAGGUAGUGGAUCAGGAAGAAAGUAUUUGACUCCAACAUUGUCAGAUCCUGCCUCCAUUAGAUCUGAGAAAGAUAAGAACACAGCACCUAAGAAAAGAAACAAUAGGCCACCACCGGCUGCGAAAAAUAAUUUACCAAAUCUCGCAGAAAGCACAGAACCAACCAGACAACAGCGAGAAGUUGUUAAUGCAAAGACAACUGUACCAAAACCUUCUAGUGUUAUGUUAGAAGUUCGGGAAUGGUGGAAAGAACAAUUGGCAUACAGUAGCGAGUCCAGUGAAGACGAGGUUUAAAUAAAUUCGUGUCUUACGAUGGGUAUUUUUAAUUUCAAAUAUGUGUUGAAUAUUUUAAAAAAAUAUUUCAAUCAAAUUGAAAAUGAUCCAAACACGCGUCAUGUUUCUUGUACAUAUUUUAUUUUUAUUUUUCUGGAGACAUUAAAAAUUGGUCAAUCGAAUUUAUCAAAAUAACAUUCCAAGAAGAAAGACCUGUAUUCAAUAUUAAACGUUUUAAUGUACCUUUUUAGUUCUUACCGUAUAAUUUCACAAGGUAGUUUCAUAUGUGAAAAUUUGUAAGCUGGACGUAUAGUAGAAACAUGUAGAAACAUGAUUUGUAUUAAUUUUUUAAUUGUUAGUUUGUAUUAGAGUAGAACAUUUAGCAACAGUAUAUUAUAUUGGAAUGAUAACAAAUAUUAUUUUAUUACUGCACGAGGGAAUUGUAAUAUAUAGUUUUAGUUUUUGAACUAUUUUAACGUAUCAUUUGAUACCAAGCUUUUCGAUGAUUGUUCAUUUUCAUCCCUCAUAAUUCAACUUACAAAUACUCAGGUUCCACAGAGAUUAAUGUUUUGUAGAUAACAGCGCAUUUUUGAUAUAUUAAAGAUAAUUUGUUAAUUAAGUAUGUUAUAUAUAUAUAUAUAUAUUUUUUGUGCUAGUUAUUGGUGUUGAAAUGUGAAAUUUGUACAGAAUUAUAAAAUUAGAUACAGUAGGUUUUAUACAACAUGAAAUGUUAAAUCAAAUUGAUAUUGUCAAGGAAAACUGUGAGUACAAUGUGAAGUUUGAUAUAUUUAUGUAAAGAAAUUAGUACGAAUUUGUUCAUUUUCGAUAGAAACAUUACGUCCUGAAGGCCUGUAUUAUAACGAUAAGAAAGUAGGAAAUUUAAUACUGGUAGUUAUAAAGCUUUUGCAUAUGACUGUAAAUGUAGCGUUUUUGUUAUGCAUAUAGAUAUAAUAAAACCUGAAUGAUUUGAUACAUUCCACAAAUAAUGAUUUAAUAAUACAAAUCGCUUGGAUAAAACAGAGUAUAUCAUACUGCAAUAUCAUUUCGAGUGUAUGAAGUUGAAUGAUAUAGAUAUAAUUGAAUGAAAUGAAAAUGUGAAUAGAAGAAAUUGUAUAUAAAAAAAAAAUGCCUAAAUAUUAGAGAUAUAUAUUUAAACGAAACAGCACAACUAUUUAUAUCUAUGUGAUAUGAAUUAGUUUUAUAUAUAUAUGUUAUAUAUAUAUAAACAUAAAACAGAAAGCCUUAGAAAUAUAAAUAUUGUUUACAGUACUGUAAUGAAUGUUGAUCACUGUUGCUAGUUUAUGUGCCAAUAUGCUAUACUGUAAUAUGAAAAGAUAAUAAAUGUUGAUAGACAUAA